AUGUCACACCAAGAUAAUGAAAGGAAAAAGAUAAAGUUAGAUAUCAAGUCUCCAAACGAUGAAUUACAAAGCUUGAAGGAUUUUUUCUUUAGGUUAAAUACUUUCUACACUUUUUUAUUAUGUAGAAAACACAUCUUACCAACAUAUGAAACAUUAUCAUCUCAAAUUAAAACUGCACUAAAGAGAGAUAUCACAGAAUUAGAUUUUGCUAGAGUUGCUGCAAUAAUGCCUAAUGAUUGUAUGUUCAAAUACAUAGAUGAGAAUCAAAUUAAUUUGGAAAAAAAAGUAUUUGAUUUUAAUAAUGGUGGUCAUCAAAUGAAAGAUAAUGAUAUUUUUGAAUUAAAAAAUAUUGAUAAUGAAUUUCAAAAACCAAAGAGUUCUCAAAUUUUAAUAUUUGAAUUUAUCGAUGGCGUCAUGAAACGGUCUUGGAAGACUGAAACUCCCUUUACUAAUGCUAAAUUACCAACUUACACUCUUGAUGAAAUGAAAAAAAUGAUAUCUAACAGAAAAGUUAGGUUUGAAGAAUUGUUGAAGACAUUCUUAGAAAAGUACGAAAAUCCUAUUGUUGAGCUUAAUCAUAUUGCAAACACUCUUCUUCCCAUGAAAAAGGAUUACAUAGAUCCUAUUGAACAUAUGAUGAAAGCUCAUCGUAACAUAGGGGGAAAUGGAAAUAGUUUAGAUGAAUCUGAAACACUAACAAUUCCAAAUAUGAUUGAAGAUUUAAAGCAUAUGAACUUUUAUAAUAACCAAAUAAAAGGGCAUUUUAUUAUCCCAGAAAAGUCACCAGAAUAUAAACAAUUAAAUUUUGAGCUGUCAUCUGAAAUUUAUCAAGCAUUGGAACAUAAACAAUUUUAUACUCAUCAAGCAGAUGCUAUCAAUGCAGUACAUGAUGGUAGUAAUGUAAUUAUAACUACAUCCACUUCAUCUGGGAAAUCUUUAAUUUAUCAAUUGUCAGCAAUAGAUCUGCUCUUAAAAAAUCCUGAAUCCACAUUUAUGUAUAUAUUUCCAACGAAAGCUUUAGCACAGGAUCAAAAACGAGCUUUCCAAGCAUUAUUGGCUAAAAUACCUGAGUUAAACGAUGUAGUAACUGACACAUAUGACGGUGAUACGGAACCUGAGCAACGUAAAUAUAUUAGGAAAAAUUCUAGGGUAAUAUUUACCAACCCCGAUAUGAUACACGCCAGUAUUUUACCAAGUCACCCAAAUUGGAGACAUUUUCUUUACAAUUUAAAAUUAGUUGUUGUGGAUGAAUUGCAUACCUAUAAGGGUUUAUUUGGCUCUCAUGUCGCAUUGGUAAUGAGAAGGCUAAUUCGUAUUUGCCAGGAAUACUAUAAUAACUAUUCCCUACAAUUUAUUUCGUGUUCUGCUACAUUAAAAAAGCCAAUAGAGCAUAUGAAAGGAAUAUUUGGGAUCUCUAACACUAUUCUAAUAAAUGAAGAUGGAUCACCGAGCAGUAACAAACAUUUACUAAUAUGGAAUCCCCCUACAUUAUCUCAGCAUCUGAGAAAGAGAGAAAGUUUUAUAAGAGAAAGUGCGAGAAUUUUGGUUCAACUUAUAUUAAAAAAUGUACGCACAAUUGCAUUUUGCUACGUUCGUCGUGUUUGUGAAUUAUUAAUGAAAGAGGUUAGAGCAAUAUUUGAGGAAAUAGAUAAACCUGAUAUGAUAACAGAAGUAAUGGCAUAUAGAGGUGGCUAUUCCGCAAAAGAUCGUCGUAAGAUUGAAAGAGAAAUGUUUCACGGGAAUUUGAGAGCUGUGAUAUCAACAAAUGCUUUAGAAUUGGGUAUUGAUAUCGGUACUUUGGAUACUGUAUUAAUGUGUGGCUUUCCCAUGUCAUUAGCAAAUUUCCACCAACAGAGUGGUAGAGCUGGUAGACGUAACAAGGACUCUAUGACAUUGGUAGUAGCAAGUGAUUCUCCCAUAGAUCAGCAUUACAUAGCACACCCUGAAAUUCUUUUGGAAGUUAAUAAUACAGAUGCAUAUCAGGAAUUAAUUUUAGAUUUUGAUAAUUUCUUGAUCCUAGAUGGACACAUCCAAUGCGCUGCAUUUGAAUUGCCCAUAAAAAUUGAGAGGGAUAAAGAUUAUUUUGAUGAAAAAUAUUUGACAAGACUAUGUAAAGAACGAUUACAAUUUAGUAAAGAUGGAUAUCAUACACACAACAAAUUUUUACCGUGGCCUUCUAAGCAUGUGUCUCUAAGAGGGGUUGAGGAAGACCAAUUUGCUGUAGUUGAUAUCACAAACGGUAGAAAUGCUGUUAUUGAAGAAAUUGAAACAAGUAGAACAAGCUUUACGUUGUAUGAUGGAGGUAUCUUUAUCCACCAAGGUUAUCCAUAUUUGGUUAAAGAAUUUAAUCCGGAAGAGAGGUAUGCUACCGUUCAACGAGUUGAUGUUGAUUGGGUAACAAGUCAGCGUGAUUUUACGGAUGUUGAUCCACAAAUGAUUGAAAUGGUAAGGUCAUUAGAAGGUAGUGAUACCCCGAUAUAUUAUGGCCAGAUUAAAACUACUAUUAUUGUUUUUGGAUUUUUUAAAGUUGAUAAAUUUAAAAGAAUUAUUGAUUCUGUAGAAACUCAUAACCCGCCUGUAAUAAUAGAUUCCAAAGGAUUUUGGAUCGAUAUUCCAAAAAGAGCAUUGGAAAUAUGUAAAGAAAAGGGCUUGAGUAUUGCUGGUGCAAUUCAUGCAGCUGAGCAUGCUAUUAUAGGGUUAUUGCCUAGAUUUAUUGUUGCUGGUGUCGAAGAAAUUCAAACCGAAUGCAAAGCGCCUGAAAAGGAAUUUGCAGAACGGCAAACUAAAAGGAAAAGACCAGCAAGAUUAAUCUUCACCGAUUCUAAAGGCGGAAAAUAUGGGUCAGGUCUAUCUAUUAAAGCAUUUGAACAUAUCGAUGAAAUAUUAGAAAGUGCUCUUGAGAGAAUCGUAGAGUGCAAGUGUCCUGACGGUUGUCCUGAUUGUGUAGCAGCCUCAUUCUGUAAGGAAAACAGUCUGGUUAUAUCAAAGCCUGGUGCUCUAGUGCUUUUUCAUUGUAUUUUAGGUCAUCCAGAAGCUACAUAUAUUAAUUCUAUUAAGGAGGGACCUGAACCAAAUAUGCCUGAUAUUGUCGUAGAAACAGUAACCCCAGUCUCGGAUCAUGUUAACUUCUCACCAAACUUCAAAAUCAUUGACGUAAGGACUUCUAUAAAGGAAGAAGUUGUUGAAAAGUAG
Henningerozyma blattae CBS 6284 is the source of this 3192-nucleotide messenger RNA. It is a transcript of the gene HRQ1, whose product is annotated as ATP-dependent 3'-5' DNA helicase. The record is from RefSeq and is a predicted model, not a curated record. Gene Ontology annotation, molecular function: nucleic acid binding; ATP binding. The coding region runs from base 1 to 3192 and encodes 1063 amino acids. The transcript has a single exon. NCBI's taxonomy places the organism in Eukaryota, Fungi, Ascomycota, Saccharomycetes, Saccharomycetales, Saccharomycetaceae.